This is a messenger RNA of Brassica oleracea var. oleracea, 2057 nucleotides long. RefSeq names its product pentatricopeptide repeat-containing protein At1g80150, mitochondrial-like. The coding region runs from base 410 to 1585 and encodes 391 amino acids. The transcript has a single exon. The record is from RefSeq and is a predicted model, not a curated record. NCBI's taxonomy places the organism in Eukaryota, Viridiplantae, Streptophyta, Magnoliopsida, Brassicales, Brassicaceae. Gene Ontology annotation, molecular function: protein binding.
AACCAGUUCCGUCGAUAGCCUCCUGCUAAUCUCCGGUCUCAGGGAUCCUCCUCAGAUCGAAAUUUCUCUCCUUUUUCCGAUCACCUCUCCGUUUUACGAUCAUAUCCAGCUGGGUUGAAGCUCGUCUCUGUUAGUUUAUCAUUUCAUCUGUCGGCGCGAUUUUCUCGGAGAUGGUUGUUGCCGUUGAAUCGCAUUGCGUUUUAGAUAAUUUCGAUUGAAGUAGAUAGAGGUCUAGGCUUUGAUCAAAUCUUCGCUCCCCUCCCUUAAGUGAGAUUCCGAUUUGAAUCUGGUUUUAUAGAUUUUAGAUGAAUCUCCCUUGGUAGGUUAGGAUUCUGAGGGAAUGAUUGGUUUGUAGAUCUUGUCUGGUUCACUAUAAGGGCAUGUUUAGCCUCGAGGAAGGCCCUGGAACAUGCUAUCUCUGCCACCCACUCGCAGAUUCUUCUUCCGUUCUUGUUCCUCUAUAGCCACUACUGUUGCAUCCAUCCCAGCUAAACCGAAUCAAAAGGAGCCUGCCCCUGCCCUUGUCAAGCUUAAAUCUGAGCGAGACCCUGAGAAGCUAUUCAACCUCUUCAAAUCCAACGCCACUAACUCCUUGGUCAUCGAAAACCGUUUCGCUUUCCAAGACACUGUCUCUAGAUUAGCCGGAGCGCGUCGGUUUGAUUACAUCGAGGCACUUCUCGAGCAUCAGAAGACGCUUCCGCAAGGUCGCCGCGAGGGCUUCGUCGUCAGGAUUAUAAUGUUAUACGGAAAGGCUGGAAUGACCAAGCACGCGCUGGAUACUUUCCACAAUAUGGAUACGUCCAAGAGGACUGUUAAAUCCUUCAACGCCGCGCUUAAAGUCUUGUCUUUGAAACCUGAACUCCACACCAUCCAGGACUUCCUUGGCCAUGUCCCGUUCAAGUAUGGGGUUGAAAUGGAUGCGGUUUCUUUCAACAUUGCCAUUAAAUCUCUCUGCGAGAUGGGGUUUCUUGACAAGGCUUCUCUGGCGAUGAAUGAGAUGGAGAAGUCUGGGUUGAAACCAGACGUAGUUACGUAUACUACGCUUAUAUCGGCUUUUUACAAGCAGGACAGGUAUGUGGUUGGCAAUGGACUGUGGAACCAUAUGGUCCUCAAGGGAUGUAGGCCUAAUCUCACUACCUUUAAUGUUAGGAUUCAGUUUUUAGUUAAUAGGGGACGAGCUUGGGACGCCAAUGAUCUGUUGCUGCUGAUGCCAAAGCUCCAGAUGGAACCGGACAGCUUGACGUAUAACAUGGUUAUCAAAGGUUUUUUCGUAGCGGGGUUCCCUGAAAUGGCUGAAAGAGUUUAUACGGCGAUGCAUGGUAAAGGUUGCAAACCCAACGUGAAGAUCUACCAGACGAUGAUCCAUUAUUUGUGUAAGGCGGGGAAGUUUGAUUUGGGUUAUACGAUGUGUAAGGAUUGUAUGAGAAAGAAGUGGUAUCCGAACUUGGACACGGUUGGUGUUUUGCUUGAUGGGCUUGUGAAAAAGGGGCAGCUUGAUCAGGCUAAGUUGAUAAUGGGGUUAGUUCGGAAACGAGUCCCUCCUUAUAGCUCAAAACAGUUGCUCUCUCUGGAGUCCAUUUUUUAAUGUGUUUACAUGAAGUUGGUUUCAUUUUACACGACUAUGGGGGGGGGCGACAAAAGGGUUAUCUUUCUUUCUCCAAAGUCCAGAGCUUCUCUUUUGUAUAGUUGUGGUGGAACUGGAAAAUUGAUCUGGUCCUAUAUUGGGAGGCACACCAGCGUGACCAAUGUUUCGCACAUGUGCUGGAGGAAGACAUGGAUAUGAAAUUUGUUUGGUGAUGCACAUUCGCUACAGGAAGACAUGCACAGUUGCACUCAAACAAUGAAAAACCCAUGGAAAAAGGUAGGAAUCUUUGAACAAGUGAAGAAAAGAAGAACUGAGAAGGCAAGAAGAAGUUUUAGUUUGUUAAUUUAGAAGAUGAUCCACAAUCUGAGUGUACUGUUGGAUCAACAAUAUUCUUUUGAUUACCAAAAUAUAAAUGCAUACUAUUAUGUCAAAUUUUUUAUCCCAUUAAUGAGAAAGCAAACAAAAUUUUAUA